CAGCCGAGAUGAUGGAGGAGGUGGUGAUCGCCGGGAUGGCCGGGAAGCUCCCCGAGUCGGAAAACCUCCAGGAGUUCUGGGACAACCUCAUCGGAGGAGUGGACAUGGUCACCGACGACGACCGCAGGUGGAAGGCGGGGCUGUACGGGCUGCCCAAGCGAUCCGGCAAGCUAAAGGAGCUGUCCGCUUCGACGGCCUCCUUCUUCGGCGUCCACUCCAAGCAGGCGCACACGAUGGACCCCCAGCUCCGCAUACUGCUGGAAGUCACCUACGAGGCCAUCGUGGACGGAGGGAUCAACCCCAGCACGCUGCGAGGUUCUAACGCGGGCGUGUGGAUCGGCGUGAGCGGGUCGGAGACGUCCGAGGCGCUGAGCCGGGACCCCGAGAGCCUCCUGGGGUACAGCAUGGUCGGCUGUCAGAGGGCCAUGAUGGCCAACAGGCUCUCCUACUUCUUCGACCUGAAAGGGCCCAGCAUCGCCCUGGACACGGCCUGCUCGUCCAGCCUCCUGGCCCUGGCGAACGCCUUCCGGGCCAUCCGCGUCGGAGACUGCGACGCCGCCAUCGUGGGCGGAAUCAACCUCAUGUUGAAACCCACCACCUCGGUGCAGUUCAUGAAACUGGGCAUGCUCAGCCCGGAAGGCACCUGCAAAUCCUUCGACAGCGAAGGGAACGGAUACUGCCGGUCGGAGGCCGUGGUGGCCGUCUUCCUGACCAAGAGGUCCCUGGCGAAGAGGGUGUACGCCACGGUGAUCAACGCGGGCACCAACACCGAUGGCUUCAAGGAGCAAGGGGUCACCUUCCCGUCCGGAGACGUGCAGGAGCGGCUGGUCAGCUCCCUGUACAAGGCGUCGGGCAUCUCUCCGGACGCGGUGGAGUACGUCGAGGCCCACGGCACCGGCACCAAGGUGGGCGACCCCCAGGAGGUCAACGGCAUCGUCCAGGCUUUCUGCAAAUCCCGCCGGGAGCCGCUGCUCAUCGGCUCCACCAAGUCGAACAUGGGACACCCGGAGCCCGCCUCGGGCCUGGCCGGCCUGGUCAAGGUGCUGCUCUCCCUGGAACACGGCGUCUGGGCCCCCAACCUCCACUUCCGCCACCCCAACCCCGAGAUCCCGGCCCUGACGGACGGGCGCCUGAAGGUGGUGGCGGAGCCGACGCCCGUCAGGGGCGGCUUGGUGGGCAUCAACUCCUUCGGCUUCGGCGGCUCCAACGUCCACGUGAUCCUGCGGCCCCACGGCCCCCGGGGCCGGCCGCCGGCGCCCCCGUCCCCGCCCCGCCUGCUGCAGGUCAGCGGGCGCACGGCCGAGGCCGCCCAGGCCCUGCUGGAUCGGGGCCGGGGCCUGGGCGAGGACCGGACCUUCGUCAGCAUGCUCAACGACAUCGCCCUCGUGCCCGCCGCCGCCAUGCCCUUCCGCGGCUACGCCGUGCUGGGCGGGGAGAGCCAGGCCGCCGAGGUCAAGCAGGCGCCCUCCGGAGAGCCGCCCCUCUGGUUCAUCUGCUCGGGGAUGGGAACGCAGUGGCGGGGAAUGGGCCUGAGCCUCAUGCGCCUGGAGAUCUUCCGAAACUCCAUCCUGCGGUCGGACGAGGCCGUGAAGCCCCUGGGGCUGAAGGUUUCGGAGCUGCUGCUGAGCACGGACGAGAAGACCUUCGACGACAUCGUCCACGCCUUUGUCAGCCUGACGGCCAUCCAGAUCGCUCAGAUCGACAUGCUGAUGGCCAUGGGCUUGAAGGCAGACGGCAUCAUCGGCCACUCCCUGGGCGAGGUGGCCUGCGGCUACGCGGACGGCUCCCUGACCCAGGAGGAGGCUGUGCUGGCCGCCUAUUGGAGGGGGCAGUGUAUCAAGGAGGCCAACUUCCCCGCCGGGAGCAUGGCGGCCGUGGGGCUGACGUGGGCUGAGUGCAAAAAGCGCUGUCCCCCCGGCGUGGUGCCCGCCUGCCACAACUCCGAGGACACCGUCACCAUCUCUGGGCCGCAGGCGGCCGUGGCCACGUUCAUCGAGGAGCUGAAGGCCGAGGGGGUGUUCGCCAAGGAGGUGCGGACGGGCGGGGUGGCCUUCCACUCCUAUUACAUGGAGACCAUCGCUCCCACGCUGCUUCAGGCCCUGAAGAAGGUGAUCAAGAACCCCCGUCCGCGAUCCUCGCGCUGGCUGAGCACCUCCAUCCCCGAAGCCCAGUGGCAGAGCGGCUUGGCCCGCACCUCCUCGGCCGAGUACAACGUCAACAACCUGGUGAGCCCCGUCCUCUUCCAGGAGGCGCUACGCCACGUCCCGGACAACGCCGUCGUCCUCGAGAUCGCCCCUCACGCCCUGCUGCAGGCGGUCCUGAAGAGGGGCUUGAAAUCGACCUGCACCAUCAUCCCCUUGAUGAAGAAGGACCACAAGGACAACGUGGAGUUCUUCCUCACAAACGUCGGCAAGCUGCACCUCUCUGGCGUCAACGUCGACUCGAACAAGAUCUUCCCACCCACCGAAUACCCGGCCCCGGUGGGCACCCCGCUCAUCUCCCCCUUCAUCAAAUGGGACCACAGCCAGACCUGGGACGUCCCGACCCCCAAGGACUUCCCCAACGGCUCCGGCGACGACUCUUCCUCCGUCUACACCGUCGACACGGGCAGCGAAUCGCCUGACCAUUUCAUGACCGGCCACUGCAUCGACGGCCGCGUCCUCUACCCGGCCACCGGCUACCUCGUGCUGGCCUGGAAGACCCUGGCCCGCUCCCUCGGGCUGGUCAUGGAGCAGAUGCCCGUGGUGUUCGAAGACGUCACCAUCCACCAGGCCACGAUCCUGCCCAAGACAGGCUCCGUGCAGUUGGAAGUUCGCCUCAUGCCGGCCUCCCGCUCCUUCGAGGUGUCGGAGAACGGGAACCUGACCGUGAGCGGAAAAGCGUACCAGUGGGAAGAGCCGGACGCCAGCGUCUUCGACAACUGGCAGGGGGCCGCCGAGACCCCCGGGGACCCCGCCGGCGAGAACAAACUGUCCAAGGACGACGUCUACAAGGAGCUGCGUCUCCGCGGCUACGACUACGGGCCCACCUUCCGGGGAAUCCUGGAGGCCAGCGGCACAGGGAAGGUGGGGAAGCUGCUGUGGAACGAGAACUGGGUGACCUUCCUGGACACGAUGCUGCAGAUAAGCAUCCUGGGGGUGUCCCAGCGCAGCUUGCGCCUGCCCACCCGCAUCAGCUCCGUCUACAUCGACCCCGCCACCCACCAGGCCAAGGUGCAGCCCUACCAGGAAGAGACCCGAGCCGUGGACGUGCUGGUGAACUCCUGCCUGGACAACGUGGCUGCGGGCGGGGUCCUCCUGAACCGGCUCCACGCCACCGUGGCCCCCCGGCGCCAGCAGGACCUCCACACGCCCAUCCUGGAGAAGUUCUGCUUCGUGCCGUACCGGGACGAUCGCUGCCUGGCCGCCGACUCCGCCCUCAGGGACCAUCUGCGCCGCUGCAAAGGCCUGAUCAAGAACCUGCAGGCCAAGGUGGCUCAGCACGGGAUCGAGCUGGCCGUGCCGGGGCUGGAGGACUCGGAGGCGGCCCCCCCGGAGGCGGCACCCCCCGAGGGCCCCCCGGAGACGGGGCUGCUGCACCUCCUGGCGGAGGCGUGCCGGCUUCAGCUGAACGGCAGCCUGGCCCCGGAGCUGGCCCAGAUGGUGGCCCGGGAGCGCGGCCACCUGAACGAGGACCCGCUGCUGAACGGGUUGCUGGACUGCGGGGAGCUGAAGGCCUGCGUGGACACGGCCCUGGAGAACACCCCCGGCCACAGGAUGAAGAUCGUCGAGGUCCUGGCCCGCGACGGCCACCUGUACUCACGCAUCCCCGGGCUGCUGAGGGCCCAGCCGCUGCUAGCCCUGGACUACACGGCCACCGACCUCAGCGCCGAGGCCCUGGCCGGCCUGCAGCAGGACGGCCUCUCCACCGCCCCGUGGGACCCGGCGGGCCCCGCCCCCGACGGCCUGGCCGGGGCCGACCUGCUGGUGUGGAACGGCGCGGCGGGCGCCCCGGCGGACGGCGCCGCCGCCGCCCUCGCCCACAUGGGCGCCGCCGUCAAGGAGGGCGGCUUCGUCCUGGUGCACGCCCUGCUCGGCGGAGAGACCCUCGGGGAGACGGUGGCCUUCCUCACCGCCCCGGACCGCCCGCGGAAACCGGGCCCGCUCUCCCAGGCCGAGUGGGAGGGCCUAUUCCACAAGGCUUCGCUCGACCUGGUGGGGCUGAAGAGAUCCUUCUACGGCUCGGCCAUCUUCCUGGCCCGACGGCACACCCCGAAGGAGAGCCCCGUCUUCCUGUCCGUGGAGGACGCGCAGUUCCAGUGGGUGGACGCUCUGAAGACCAUCCUGGCCGACUCCUCCGCUGAGCCGGUGUGGCUGACGGCGACCGGCUGUGCCACUUCGGGGAUCGUGGGCCUGGUGACCUGUCUCCGCCAGGAGCCCGGGGGAGAGCGGAUCCGGUGCCUGCUGGUCUCCAACCUCGACGCCUCGUCGGCCGCCCCCCAGACCGGCCCUUCGUCCGCGGAGAUGGGCGGGAUCGUGGCCCGGGACCUGGUGAUGAACGUCUACCGGGACGGGAGAUGGGGCGCCUUCCGACACUUCCCGCUGCAGCCAGGCAAGCCGACAGAGCUGACCGAGCACGCCUUCGUGAACGUGCUGACCCGCGGGGACCUCUCGUCCAUCCGCUGGGUCUGCUCGCCGCUCCGCCACGCCCGCGACUCCGGCCCCUCCUCCCUGCUCUGCAAGAUCUACUACGCCUCCCUCAACUUCCGCGACAUCAUGCUGGCCACCGGCAAGCUGUCCCCGGACUCCAUCCCAGGGAAAUGGGCCACCCGCGACUGCAUGAUGGGGAUGGAAUUCUCCGGCCGCGACCCCAGCGGCAAGCGGGUGAUGGGCCUGGUGCCCGCCGAAGGCCUGGCCACCUCAGCGCUCCUGUCCACGGACUUCCUCUGGGACGUGCCCGACGGCUGGACUCUGGAGGAAGCCGCCUCCGUGCCCGUGGUCUACACCACGGCCUACUACUCCCUGGUGGUCCGCGGGGGCAUCAGGAAGGGCGAGUCGGUGCUCAUCCACUCCGGCUCCGGGGGCGUGGGCCAGGCCGCCAUCGCCAUCGCCCUGAGCAUGAACUGCCGGGUCUUUACCACCGUGGGCUCUGCCGAGAAACGGGAGUAUCUUCAGUCCAGGUUCCCGCAGCUCGACGCCACCAGUUUUGCCAACUCCAGAAACACUUCGUUCGAGCGGCACGUGCUGAGGCACACCGGCGGGAGAGGCGUGGACCUUGUGCUCAACUCUCUGGCGGAGGAGAAGCUGCAGGCCAGCGUUCGCUGCUUGGCCCAACAUGGCCGCUUCCUGGAAAUUGGCAAAUUUGACCUGUCCAACAACCACGCUCUGGGCAUGGCGGUCUUCCUGAAGAACGUGUCCUUCCACGGGAUCCUGCUGGACGCCCUGUUCGAGGAGGGGAACAGCGAGUGGCGGCGGGUGUCGGAGCUGCUGCGGGAGGGCAUCGCGGCCGGGGUGGUGAAGCCCCUCCGCUGCACCGUCUUCGGCAAGGACCGCGUGGAGGACGCCUUCCGCUUCAUGGCCCAGGGCAAGCACAUCGGCAAGGUCGUCGUCCAGGUCCACGACGAGGAGAAGCAGGCGGUGGUGCCGGGGGCCAAGCCGGACCUCAUCCCGGCCAUUGCCAAGACCUUCUGCCCCGCCAACAAGUCGUACAUCAUCACCGGGGGCCUGGGGGGCUUCGGGCUGGAGCUGGCCCGCUGGCUCGUGCUGAGAGGGGCCGAGAAGCUCGUGCUGACCUCGCGGUCUGGCAUCCGGACCGGAUACCAAGCCAAGCAGGUGGGCGAGUGGAGAGAGCAGGGGGUGCAGGUGCUGGUGUCCACCUGCGACGUGGGUACGAUUGAGGGGGCCCAGCAGCUCGUCGACCAGGCCUCCCAACUCGGACCCGUCGGGGGCGUGUUCAACCUGGCGGCGGUCCUCAGAGACGCCAUGUUGGAGAAUCAGACUCCAGAGCACUUCCAAGUGGUCAACAAAGCCAAGUCCACCGGCACGCAGAACCUGGACAGGGUGACGAGGGACCGCUGCCCCGAGCUGGACCACUUCGUGACCUUCUCCUCGGUGAGCUGCGGGCGAGGCAACGCCGGCCAGACCAACUACGGCUUCGCCAACUCGACCAUGGAGCGGAUCUGUGAGCAGCGCCACCACGACGGCCUUCCAGGCCUCGCCGUGCAGUGGGGCGCCGUCGGCGACGUGGGCAUCAUCCUGGAGUCGAUGGGCACCAACGAGACGGUGAUCGGCGGGACCCUGCCCCAGCGCAUCGCUUCCUGCCUGGAGGUCCUGGACCACUUCCUGAACGAGUCGCACCCGGUCAUGGCCAGCAUGGUCCUGGCGGAGAAGAAGUCGGCGGCCCACGGCGACGGGGAGGCCCAGCGGGAUCUGGUGCAGGCCAUAGCUCACAUCCUGGGAAUCCGGGACUUGAGCCUGGUGAACCCCGACAACACCCUGGCGGACCUGGGCCUGGACUCCCUGAUGGGAGUGGAGGUGCGGCAGACCUUGGAGCGGGAGCACGACCUGGUCAUGGCCAUGAGGGACAUCCGGCAGCUCACCAUCCGGAAGCUGCAAGAGCUGUCGUCCUCCUCGGGGGUGCCAGAGGAGCUGAAGUCGCCCACGUCCAGAGAGGAGAGCCCUAGCCAGCAGGCCGGGCUGGACCUGGGCACCCUCCUGGUCAACCCGGAGGGCCCCACCCUCACCCUCCUCAACGCCGUGGAGAGCACCGAGAGGCCCCUCUUCCUGGUGCACGCCAUCGAGGGCUCCAUCACCGUGUUCCACAACCUGGCGGCCAAGCUGAGCAUCCCCACCUACGGCCUGCAGUGCACCCGAGCCGCACCACUGGACAGCAUACAGAGCCUGGCCUCCUACUACAUAGACUGUAUAAAGCAGGUGCAGCCCGAGGGUCCGUACCGCAUCGCCGGCUACUCCUUCGGGGCCUGCAUCGCCUUCGAAAUGUGCUCCCAGCUGCAGGCCCACCAGACCCCCGCCCAUUCCCACCACAGCCUCUUCCUCUUCGACGGCUCCCACGCCUACGUCCUGGCGUACACUCAGAGCUACCGAGCCAAGCUGACCCCGGGCUGCGAGGCGGAGGCCGAGACGGAAGCAAUGUACGUCUUCAUGCAGCAGUUUACGGACGCCGACUACAACAAGGUGCUGGAGACGCUGCUUCCCCUGGAGAACCUGGAAGCCCGCGUGUCGGCCACCGUGGACCUCAUCGCCCAGGACCACCGGGGCAUCGACCGCCACGAGCUCGGCUUCGCCGCCUUCGCCUUCUACCACAAGCUGCGGGCCGCCGAGCUGUACACGCCCAAGAUCAAGUACCACGGCAACGUGACGUUGCUACGGGCCAAGACCGGCAACGAAUACGGCCAGGGCCUGGGCAGGGACUACAACCUGUCGGAGGUCUGCGACGGGAAGGUGUCCGUCCACGUCAUCGAGGGCGAUCACCGCACCCUUCUGGAGGGCAGCGGGCUGGAAUCCAUCGUCGGCAUCAUCCACGGCUCGCUAGCGGAGCCCCGGGUCAGCGUCCGGGAGGGCUAGGGCCCGCCCCCGCCCCCGC
This is a messenger RNA of Ornithorhynchus anatinus (platypus), 7581 nucleotides long. RefSeq names its product fatty acid synthase (gene FASN). Gene Ontology annotation, cellular component: cytoplasm. Lineage: Eukaryota; Metazoa; Chordata; Mammalia; Monotremata; Ornithorhynchidae. Gene Ontology annotation, molecular function: 3-oxoacyl-[acyl-carrier-protein] synthase activity; phosphopantetheine binding; oxidoreductase activity. The record is from RefSeq and is a predicted model, not a curated record. Gene Ontology annotation, biological process: fatty acid biosynthetic process.